Mustela lutreola (European mink) is the source of this 1420-nucleotide messenger RNA. It is a transcript of the gene FAM219B, whose product is annotated as family with sequence similarity 219 member B. Bases 65 to 661 code for a protein of 198 amino acids. The transcript is spliced from 5 exons. NCBI's taxonomy places the organism in Eukaryota, Metazoa, Chordata, Mammalia, Carnivora, Mustelidae. The record is from RefSeq and is a predicted model, not a curated record.
UCCCUGCCCACGACUCGUAAGCCAAGAGGCGGGGUUCUGCGUCGCGGCGGGCCGUGGCCAGGGCAUGGCGACCGCGGAUCCCAGCGGGCCCGGGGUAUGGAUGUCUACCCCGGGACCGCGCCCCGCCGGGACCCUGGACUGCGCAGCGGGAGCUACGGGGCUGCCUUUCGGGCGAAGCGGCAGUGGAGUCCCCCGACUGGGGGAGCGGCUCCCGGCGGUUGUGGAGAAGAGGGGGCCGUACAUGGUGACGCGUGCGCCUUCCAUUCAGGCCAAGCUGCAGAAGCAUCGGGAUCUGGCCAAGGCUGUUCUUCGAAGAAAAGGCAUGCUGGGGGCCUCGGCGAACCGCCCCGACUCUUCAGCGAAAAGGUCAGUGAAGUUUAACAAGGGCUAUACUGCCCUUAGUCAGAAUCCAGAUGAAAACCUGGUGUCCCUCGACUCUGACAGUGAUGGGGAGCUGGAAUCCAGAUAUUCCUCCGGGUAUUCCUCUGCAGAGCAGGUGAACCAGGAUGUGAGCCGGCAGCUGCUCCAGGAUGGGUAUCACCUUGAUGAGAUUCCAGAUGAUGAAGACUUGGACCUCAUUCCUCCCAAGCCUAUGGCCUCUUCAACGUGCUCCUGCUGCUGGUGCUGUCCUGGGGACUCUCCUUCCUGUACUCUCCAGUAGACAUAACCCCCUAAGACAGACCCUGCUCACCGUGCCCUGCAGAGCCCUGUGGGCCCUUCUUCGGUCACGGAGUGCAGUGGGGAGUGCGGUCAUCCCCAGAAACACUGGAGGCACUGACCCUCUUGGAAGGUCAAUGACCUGCAGCUAAUGCCUUCUAUGGUGCUUCUAAGGCCAGAGGCCCCCAUCUGGACCAUAGGGUGAUAGGUGGAAUUCUGCAGUUUUCCUCUGCUGUUAGAGUUUGGAAAAACCACUUUAAUAAGGGCAGGAACAGAGGAAUUCUGAUUCUUGUGGUGACAAAGUUGGCUAAGGAAAUCUUUCAGACAUCUUGACUGGUAUUUGUCCUACUCUGUGGAGAGAGAGAGAGAGAGCUUUUGUGCCCUGGCGCUGUUGGAUGGUGGUGUAUGGAAGCAGAAAAUAGCACUUUAUGGCUUGCAGCUGGGAGCCUUUGAAAAAAAUAGCUGAACUAUUUGGGACCAGUUUUAAGAAAUUCCACAAUGCUCGGUCUUCCUGGCUCCAUUAUGAGGCCCUCAAGAAAGCAUAAAGCAAGGCCCUUUGGCCUUCUUCCCCUUGCACCUGUUUGACUUUGGCAGGGAACACAGCACGCUGCUUGAUGACACAGCAGGAUCAAGGCUUCCAGAAUCCCUGGACCUGGACCAUCCCCAACUGGCUUAAACUGUCUGGGUGGGUUUAAUGACUGUGGUCAGCCCACCCCUAGUUGGAGAAAAAUUGCUCCGCUAUGUACAUAUUUAUUUAUUUGUC